Molecule: messenger RNA, 1855 nt
Organism: Pollicipes pollicipes
Lineage: Eukaryota; Metazoa; Arthropoda; Thecostraca; Pollicipedomorpha; Pollicipedidae
Product: PWWP domain-containing protein 2B
Exons: 4
Coding region: 270-1331 (353 amino acids)
Cellular component (GO): nucleus; chromocenter
Molecular function (GO): chromatin binding
Source: RefSeq, a predicted model, not a curated record
CGCCGCCGUCAUCGUCGCCGCCGCUGCCGCUGUCGCCGCCCCCGCCGGUCGCCAAGCUGACAGUCAGUCCCAUCAAGAUAGUGGGCAACAACGUGAAGAAGUGCGCCGCGCCGCCACCGGCCGGCACCAAGCCCAAGCUGCAGAAGAUCAAGAUCAGCUGCGGCGCGAUCGUGCCGUCGCCGGCGGCGCCCGCCGAGCCGGCCGGCGACGAGCGGCCGCCGACGGACCGGCGCACCGGGCUGCGCAAGCGGCGCCUGGCCGCCGGCUCGAUGGAGGACCUCUGGGACGAGUCGGUGCUGGUGGACGGCCACGGCGCCGCCGCCGGCGAGCCGGACGCCGCGCUGACGCCCGUGCUCAAGAUUUCGUUCGGCGGCCGUGGCGGCGCCGGCACCGUGCUUAAGAUCCCGGCCAAGUAUAAGGUGCAGGCGACAACGGCGGCCGGCGACUCGGAGCCCGAGCGGGGCGCGCUGCUGCCUGUCCGACCCACGGCCAGCGCCAAGGCGGCGCGCCGCGCGCUCAAGAAGGCUCGCAAGGACGUGCAGCGCAAGCUGGUGGGCUCGCCGCGAGCCUCGCCCGCCUACCCAUGGGGUGCGCGCUCGCCGGCCUGUCCGCGCCUCUCGCCCAGCUACCCGCAGAUGUCGCCGGCGUACUACCGCGUAGCCGGCGGCUCGCUGACGCUCUCGCCGGCGCACCAGAGCUCGCAGGCGCCCGGCCCGCUGCGCAAGAAGCGCCACAAACACAAGCUGAAGCACAAGCGCCGCCGGCGCGACGAGCGACGUUCCAGCGACGACGGGCCGCCGUCUGCGUCCGAGGUGGAGAUGAAGGAGCGCUGUCUCUCACAGAAGCUGUCCAUCUCGCUGCGUCGGGUGCGCGCCAGCGAGUACGCGGCCGACGGCGGGCCGCCGCCGCCGCCGGCGCCGCAGGUGCCGCCAUUCCCGGAGGCGAGCCCGCCGGAGCCGGCCGCCGGCUCGGCCGCCUUCUGCGCGCUGCACGACGGCCGCCUGCUCCGACUGCACGACGUUGUCUGGGGCAAGAUUCACGGCUUCCCCUGGUGGCCGGGCAAGGUGAUGUGCAUCAACGACGCGUCGCCGGCAUACCAAGAGGCGUACGUCUCCUGGUAUGGAUCGACCACCUCCUCGCUAAUGCCGUGCAGUCAACUGCUGCCAUUCCUAGAUACUUACGAGAGCCGGGUCAACCGGAAGCGACGCGGUCCGUACCGGGAGGCGAUCCGGCAGGCGACGCUGGAGGCGCAGAGGGCGCGACCGCCGCCGCCGCCGCCGCAGCCGCUGGCGCUGGCCGGCUCGCCGCGCGAGGUGGACGUGGCCUCCUAGAGCGUCGGCCGGCGACCGGACGGGCGCCGCCACCUAGCCGCACGUUGCCAAAGACGAGUGGCGCCGACUGCCGGGCUGCUGAGGGAGUGUGUCUUGGCGCUGCGCAGGGCUGGCGGCACUGUGAUGCUGACGACGCGCGCAGCGCCCCGGAGCUGCUGACGGGUCGGGCCGCCGCCGCCGCCGCCGCUGCCGCUGGCCGCCGCUGGCCGCGCGCCUCGGGCGGCCUCUAGUCCCGACUGGCCCCGCUCAGGGCGCCUCAUUCCGCCGUCAGAUGCCCACGCUUCGCCCGGCCGCUUGGGCCCCUGUUGUGUUUGCCAUCGUAUCUGUGUUGUCUGUCGGACCGUUGGCGCGCUCGGACGGCCGGCAGUCGCUGGAGACGAAGGCGGGGGCUGGGUACGUUCGCUCCUGCCAGCAGCAGGCUGCCACUCAGCUAAGCUGUGCAGUUGGAGCAGACCGUGCUUGGAUGCAAUUAUGUGGCUACUGGGUCGUGCACGAAUACAUUUAUAUCCAGGUCCAUAUGGAAC